Phaeodactylum tricornutum CCAP 1055/1 is the source of this 1321-nucleotide messenger RNA. RefSeq lists its product with no specific name. The transcript is spliced from 4 exons. The record is from RefSeq and is a predicted model, not a curated record. The coding region runs from base 54 to 1004 and encodes 316 amino acids. NCBI's taxonomy places the organism in Eukaryota, Bacillariophyta, Bacillariophyceae, Surirellales, Neidiaceae.
GCGGAAGUUGACGUUACUCUCAUUUUUCUUGAAGGGUUUUCAUUUUGGUAGCAAUGCAGGGAUCUCCGCAGCCACAAGAGAUGCAUCGUCAGGGGCGGGAAGGGUCUAGUGAGAUGACUUCUCGUAUCGUGACAGAAAGACUAAAAAACGGGCAAUGCAUUCACUGUAGCAUCCAGACUCAUCAAGUUAAUUCCAAACGGAUGGGACUAAAGAGAGAGCUUAUUCCUUUGACCGUUCCUGGCCAGGUUGAGAAUGGUUGCUGUUUACGCGAAUCCUGUCUUCUCGCUGGCUGCAACGUGGCUGUCAGCGACCCCCGUCCUCCUAAAAUUCCCACCGCAAGAAAGUUCGCGAUGGCAACGUCUGUAGGAGGUGUGACAGGCUCUCUAUUUUCCCUGGCAGGGUUAUCUGAACUUGCAUCCUUGGCGGUACCUAUCAACGACAGCUCUAUGUCAUCAUCCGAUAGUACGAAAGUCUCUCAGACAACGCCUGACUAUCUCAAUACUCAUCUUCACCAUCAAAGUCAGAGUAGUUCAGUGCUUCGUCCUCUUGAGCAAUAUCAACUACAUGCUCCUUUGCGCCCGGAGGAAUCUCAAUCUCUUAUUCCAAGCCACAGUACUUCCGACCCUUCCGCUGGAAGCUGCUCAGUCGAAACAUUGGGCAACCAAGAUGAUGAGGGCCUUUCCCAUCCCUCGCAAGCAUUCCAAGUCUCCGUGAAUAAUCUCAAGCAUCAAUUCAAGAGCAGACGAGCUGUCCGCGAGGACACAAUGCUUCGAGGGAGAUUUGCCGAAGCUCCGGUUGGAUAUGUGACUACUGUUUUUCGAAAAUCCCAGACGGUAAAAGUGCUAUCAUGUGCGAUUCGUGCAAUUGGGUGGUCUGCGAUCAUGGGGUUUGCGCCCAGCGAGGCAACAUUUCUUGUAUGGCCUGUCCUAUGGGGCAUAUGGCGCCAUUGGCUUGUUUACCAAGCAAUCUCGCUUUCUAUUGCGAUGUGUGUUUCCAAGACAUAAAGCGUGGAUCUGAGGCAUUUGUCUCAAACGUGUCCAGGCAAAUGGAGUGCCUGUGUUCAUCACAAUGUAAGCUUUCCGCAACCGACAAAAUGCCCCCUUGGACACAAUGCUUUAAAGCAGGCCUGCCAAAGCUCUCGCUGGACCUGUGACUAUUGUUCUUCCGUAAUUAAUGUCGGUAACCCUGCCAUUCUGUGCACCCUCUGUAACUGGGUAGUCUGUGAUCAUGGCGAUUGUGCUGAGCGAGGCAACAUUUCUUGCAUGACCUGUCCUCAGGGACAUUUGGCAUCCAUAUCACGCUUGCCAAGUAAUCUCGCGUU